Messenger RNA from Penaeus monodon (black tiger shrimp), 1839 nucleotides. Its product is annotated as forkhead box protein B1-like. Gene Ontology annotation, molecular function: RNA polymerase II cis-regulatory region sequence-specific DNA binding; DNA-binding transcription factor activity, RNA polymerase II-specific. Gene Ontology annotation, biological process: cell differentiation; regulation of transcription by RNA polymerase II; anatomical structure morphogenesis. The record is from RefSeq and is a predicted model, not a curated record. NCBI's taxonomy places the organism in Eukaryota, Metazoa, Arthropoda, Malacostraca, Decapoda, Penaeidae.
GAAAUAAGCUGUGAAAGACUGAUGAGGCGGAGGGAAAAAGACGAAAAAGAAGGAAGGUGAGAAGAAGAGAAAAGUGGAAAGGAAUAUUACUAAUUACGUACUGGAAUAGAGAAGUCACUAAGGAUUUUGUUUUAAAAUGAAAGAAACUAAAGAUAAAAGCAACAAGGACAUAGUCUGAGCGUCCUGGUAUUUUUUUUUUUUUUGACUGUGUCGACUUAGCCUUUGAAAAAUCAAAAUAUUUACAAAGAAGGAAAAGAAGUAAUGAGAGAAAAACAAUAAUAAUGAAGACUUUGCCUGGACUUCAAAGGUUCCGCAGGCCAGGCUCGACUAACGCUGAAGCUCCGCCUCCUACUUCUCUGAACCAAUCAGCGAGCCGAGGAAUCCCGAGCCGAGCCAGCCCCUUCCGCUGAGCCAAUCACCGCGCAGGAAGACAUCUUCCCGGGGACGCGAUUGGCCGGCCGCCGACAGGUCAAGUGACAUAAAGGUGUGAAGUCCUGUUUGCUUCGACACUUCAUCUGACACCUUCAAGCGAUCGUGUGUGUAGCAGUGUACCAUUACUGCACCUUGGACUUACAUAGGAAGUGAUUUAUUAACAGUUUGUGUCGUGAUACAUUCACAAUGCCGCGCCCUUCUCGUGAGAGCUACGGCGACCAGAAGCCGCCGUACUCGUACAUCUCGCUGACGGCCAUGGCCAUCUGGAACAGCCCCGAGAAGAUGAGCACGCUGGCCGAGAUCUACAAGUUCAUCAUGGACAACUUCCCCUACUACCGCAAGAACACGCAGCGCUGGCAGAACUCCCUCCGCCACAACCUCUCGUUCAACGACUGCUUCAUCAAGAUCCCUCGGCGCCCCGACCGCCCCGGCAAGGGCGCCUACUGGACCCUCCACCCGUCCGCCAUGAACAUGUUCGAGAACGGCAGCUUCCUCCGCCGCAGGAAGCGCUUCAAGAUCCCCCGCGACGAGAAGGACGCCCUCGAGGCCGGCAUGACGUCCUUCGGCGGCGGACCGCGGCAGGAGGAGCUGGCGUCAGGCAUGCCCCGCGACCUGGGCCACAUCGCGCAGGAGCUGGGCCAGCACCUGGGCCACCUGGGCCACUUCGCCUCCCCCGCGCCGCCCUCGGGCCCGUCGGCGCCCAAGCGUCAGGCCUUCACCAUUGAGAACCUGGCCACCAGCGACGCCCGUCCCAGCCCGCCCGCCCGCCUCCCUGCCUUCCUUCCUGCCGCCCAUGGGCGUCGGGAUGGGCCAGCAGCACAUCCAGGCGGCCGCCCACUCGCACCACCCCGCCCACCAAGUGGGCGUGAGGUGUACCUCGUGCCCGUCGUGCGUGGGCGCGUCCCUGCCUCAGCUGUACACCGCCGCCCUCGCCAUGAACAUGAGCCUGGCGGCGCCCACGCCCCUGUACCCGAGCCCGCUGCUGCACAGCCUGCGGCCCGACCUGCUGCAGCCGCGGCCGCGCUUCGAGCACGAGCUGAGCCCGCUGUUCGAGCCCGCGCCGGCGCUCGCCAAGCGCGACCCGUACGAGGCGUUCGCGCACAAGUACGAGCAGCCCAUCGACCUGUCGCCGGCGCUGGCGAGGCCGGCGGCGGGCGGCGAGAAGGAGAACGCUUUCCGGUUCUCGCCGCCCGUCAGGACCCUCUGAGGUGCCUCCGAGGCCCUGCGGGAGGCGCCCUCCGCCUCCUCCGUCGGGAGCGCUGAGGUCGCGCGUCCCUCUGGCGGCGGCGCGCGCAACCAGAGCCUGCCACCACCCUGUGAUAAUUGCUCAGCUAUAUCUAUGUAUAUAUUUAUUUGUAUAUAUUUAUCUUAUUGUUAUUAUCUUAUAAUAAUAAAAAUCAAAUUGUA